Messenger RNA from Lagopus leucura (white-tailed ptarmigan), 2149 nucleotides. It is a transcript of the gene DUT, whose product is annotated as deoxyuridine triphosphatase. Gene Ontology annotation, molecular function: dUTP diphosphatase activity; magnesium ion binding. NCBI's taxonomy places the organism in Eukaryota, Metazoa, Chordata, Aves, Galliformes, Phasianidae. The coding region runs from base 55 to 564 and encodes 169 amino acids. Gene Ontology annotation, biological process: dUMP biosynthetic process; dUTP catabolic process. The transcript has 7 exons. The record is from RefSeq and is a predicted model, not a curated record.
CGUCCCGGGGAGCCCCGCGCCGUUGUGCCGCUGCUGGGGCCCCCGCCACGCCCCAUGGCAGCUAUGCCGUGCUCCGAGGCCGCUCUGCAGCCAUCCCCCAGCAAGAGGCAGAAAGGCUCGGCAGUCGGGGAGCCCUCCGCUCGGCUCCGCUUCACCAAGCUGUCUGAGAAUGCCUGCGCUCCGUCCAAGGGCUCUGCGCGAGCCGCGGGCUACGACUUGUACAGUGCCUAUGACUACAUCAUCCCACCCAUGGAAAAGGCUGUCGUGAAAACAGACAUUCAGAUUGCCCUUCCUGCUGGAUGCUAUGGCCGAGUAGCACCACGUUCUGGUUUAGCUGCAAAGCACUUCAUAGAUGUUGGUGCUGGUGUUAUUGAUGAGGAUUACAGGGGAAACGUUGGCGUGGUGCUCUUCAACUUUGGCAAGGAGACUUUUGAAGUUAAGAAAGGAGAUAGAAUUGCCCAGCUCAUCUGCGAACGCAUUUUCUAUCCUGAGCUAGAAGAAGUUCAAACUCUAGAUGAUACAGAACGUGGUGAAGGUGGCUUUGGUUCUACUGGAAAGAACUGAAAAUGAUUUGAAUGUGCUGUCUAUUGCUUUUUUAUUGUUCUACUUCUAAAUUUUCAUUUGAAUUGGAUAUAAUAUUUUGAAUUACUUGGUCUAUUAGUUGCUUUUUAAAAAUAUUUUGUCCUCAUUAAUAUUUGUGUUAACCUCCUGAAAGAAAGCUUUUGUGUGUAUCAAUAUUUUGUACCAAGAGUUUACUUUGUACAGAGAUAGCAAUAAUAUGUGUAUUGAUAUGACUUCCUCCUGUAAUCCCUAAAUUAGAAUAUGGUGAAGAUAUUCAAUAUUGCGUCUCCUAUGACUUGUCAAAAAUGGUUGUUUCAAAGGUAAUGUUCUAAUUUUGAUCCUUAUCUGGUUCUCAGAUAGCUAUUUUUUCAGCUCACUAGAUAAAGAGCAGGAAUAUGGGAUGUAAAGGAUAUAUUACAACUCAUCUGGAAAUUAAUAUAGUAAAUAAAUGCUGUGAAGCAUGCUGCUGUUCACUGUUCAUGAAUAAGGUACUGUAUGGAAGAACACACUGUUUUGAUGAUUCAGAAUCAAACCUUUUUUCUCCAGUUGGAGUAUUUAAUCCAUUUUGACCAGUUAACAAAACCUUUUGGAAUGGAUCCUAGUGGCAAGGUAGAACUUUGUAGACCCAGAUGUUCACAGAAUUCUCCUUGCUGGUCUUGGGUCACUGUUUUUUUUGUCCUUGUUUUGCAUCCUUUUCUACUACUAGCCAUUUCCAGAGUUUGGCACAUCAUGAUGUUGUCCCACUACCCUGAAGAGCUGAAAAACAAAGAUGACAGCAUUCUAAUUCCAUUAUCCACAGUCAUUACUUUGACUUGGCAGUGGUGAAACUGCAAGUACAUCUUUGACCAGGGUAAAAACCUUUCCCCUUAUGUGCAUUACCUGCUAAGCAGUGCUUCUUUUCCCUUAAAGCCUUAUCACAGCAUUGUUGUAUGUAUCUGUAUAUACAGCCUUACCAUGCCAAUGUUGUGAGUGAGAAGCACGUCACGUUAGUAAGGUUCUAAAUCUGUUGCAAAAAUGAUCUUGAUAUUAAGCAUCUUCCCUUUGUAAUCUGCCAGAAAGGAUCUUCAGUUACCAAAGACUAUUUAAAUAUCUUAAAAUAAGAAUAAAUCCUUUUCUGUAAACCCAUUUCUUCUUGCUGGAGUUUGAUAGUAAGUUUUGCUGCUCCUCUUCCCUCCUAGCAAAAACAAACAAACAAAACAAAAACAAGAUCUUGUUAACAUUAAAAAUUUGGCAUGUUUGAGAAUUUUUGUGUAGGCAGAAAGAAGAAAGGACUGGUAGAUGCAUUGAUGUUCAUUACUUCAUUUGAGAUCUAGCCUAUCUAAAUUAAAUAGUUGUGAAUUACUUUGUGCAUAAAGCUGGUUUCGUGUGUCAUUGACUGGAUGACAUUAGGCCAAGUCAUUCCACAAGAAGCUAGAAAUAUGCAUCAAGUCUUACAUUGAAUACAUCUACCUAUACAGGUUCUUUUCUCCAGAAUCUUCCCAAGGAGUAAUUCCCAAUGUCACUGUAUGCGUGGCACUGAAGAAAAUUGAAAGCUCUGAAGCAACUUGAAAGUAAAAAUGCUGUACAAAAUAUAUAUAUAUAAAAUAAA